UUUAUUUCAUUUUUAUUUCAAUAUGCAACGAUCCAACCUCUUUAACACUGACACUUGCUUUGUUUACAUUCCUCAUUCGAGGAAAAACAAUAACCAGAAGCGGCUUUUUGCGGAAAAUUCCCCCCAGCAUUUACAAUGGAAGUGGAAACAACAAAACCCUGCUUCAAAAGCAAAGAUCUCUCCGAGGUGAAUCCCAUGGGAAAGAAGCGACAGUGGAAAUCGUUGAAGCAAAUUUUGGCCCACGAGAAAACCCUGCCGUGGAAGGAGUCGGACAUUACUUAUUCAUCAGUAAACGCUCCACCUUCGCUAAAGCCGGCGAAAAAGUAUUCCGACAUUUCCGGCCUGAUUGCACCGUACACGGAUCCACACUCGAAGCUGCGGUACCACAACGUAGAGGAGUACCAAACCAUCCGCACCUUUCCGAUGGACCUUACCGCCGGCUACUUGGCGCUGCGUGGUGCUACGAGUAUUGUGUAAUAGCGCUAGCGAACAGUCUUUAUUAAGUAUUAAAUCUUCCUUUAUUUUCGAAGAUCCAAAUUCGACAAUCUUACAAACCUAA
Molecule: messenger RNA, 559 nt
Organism: Anopheles arabiensis
Lineage: Eukaryota; Metazoa; Arthropoda; Insecta; Diptera; Culicidae
Product: INO80 complex subunit C
Exons: 2
Coding region: 136-477 (113 amino acids)
Biological process (GO): chromatin remodeling
Cellular component (GO): Ino80 complex
Source: RefSeq, a predicted model, not a curated record